Messenger RNA from Myotis myotis, 3407 nucleotides. RefSeq names its product potassium channel tetramerization domain containing 6 (gene KCTD6). Bases 1940 to 2698 code for a protein of 252 amino acids. The transcript is spliced from 4 exons. Gene Ontology annotation, biological process: ubiquitin-dependent protein catabolic process; protein homooligomerization. Lineage: Eukaryota; Metazoa; Chordata; Mammalia; Chiroptera; Vespertilionidae. Gene Ontology annotation, molecular function: cullin family protein binding. The record is from RefSeq and is a predicted model, not a curated record.
GGCCGGGCACCUCGGGGUGCUCGACAAGGAUUGUUUUGGGGGUGCUGCUGCUUAGUCCCGUUUGCCCUAAUUUAAAGCCUGCGGGAGGGCUUCCGAGCCCCGCCUCGGGAGUUUCUGCCCCAGAGACACUGCCUGCGGCCGAGCUGCUGACACCCAGGUGUGUGUCAGCCCUGGUGUCGCUCCAGGUCGGGGUGAGAGGUGGCCGUGGCCGUGGGGAGCCCCGCGCACCUGCCGCGCCGGCGCUGGUGGAGGCUGUCCCAGGGGUAGACGGGAGAAAUGAAACAGAUCCCGUUUGGAUAUUUUGCUGAAGUUAACAAGUUUCUGUUCAAGUUUAGCAGUUCUAGACCAAGUUCAUAAACCCAGCUUGAGGACGUGGUGGUGGCUGAGGUUUGGGCGCAGAGAGACCGGGGUGACCCGGUUUGGCUCAGGAUGUUCGGGGCCGCCCGAGCGCCUCUGACCUCCUCCCCCGGGCAUGUGCAUCUUCUCGCUGUCACCAGGGCCGAGUGCGCGCAUGGCUCCGGGAGAGGAGGGAAGCUGGGGUUCAGUGUUGAGCACAGGCCUGGUGUCUUCGCAGGAACCAGGUGUAUCUAGGUCCUUGAUUCUAGGAAAAGGACAAUCUUUACCCAAGGGGUUGGUAGGGAGAGAGAGCUUGCUGGUUGGUUGAGAAUCCUCAGUCCAUACUCACCCUCAUUCUGGGCAGUGCCCUAGCUAGUCAGGGUUGAGUGGUCAGGACAGAUGCCAUUCCUUCGUUUGUGUGAUUUGAAUUUCCAUAAGUCAUGUUUAACCCAAAGCAUCACUACGGAAAGGAAUCCUAAGGUGGAUCUUUCUAUGAGUCCCUCAGUGUGUCUUAGAGAUUGUGGUAUGUGGAGGCUACUUAAGAUGGAAUACGCAUAUUUAUUUAUUUGAUUCAUCUUAACCUUGGAGAUAAUCCUGAGUCAUGCUUUGACAAGUCCCCUCUGUGGUCAGGAGCUCAGGCGUCUGGUGGUCUCUGUGAGAGCGGGAUGCUCCCCUGAACCUGUAGUUCUCCCCUCUGGGGCUCCGGGGAGAUUGGAAGCGGAUUAAGAGGUCUUUGGUAUUUGCCCUGCCUUCAUGCCAGUGCUCUAAAUUACUUGUGUUCACAGUCUCAAGUUUCUUAAUUUACCAUAGAAAUUUUGUUUAUACUGCCACUAGCAUUUUCAUAUUUGUUUAGCACUUGCCAGUUUACAAAUGGUUUUCUAUUCAUGAUCUCGCUUAUUUUCUCCUCUGCGAAGAGGCAGCUGGGCAUGAGGACUGACUUAAUCAGGGUCUCAUAGGUAGAAUUGGAGCAGAAUUGGGAUGCAGUCUUCACGCAUUCUCUUUCCUCUGCACUGGCCUGCAUGUGACUUCAGAACCCUAGUCCUGACCUGCUCCCCUGUAGGUCACUUGUUGCCUUUGUAUUGUGCCUACGCGGUAUUACUUUGGGGAAGGUGCUGUUAUCCUGUUUCAUCCUGUAGACACUGGGGGAGAGUAAGAGGAAUUUAGUGAUUUUGUGAUUAUUUGUGACAGCUUUUUAGUAUUAAGGACAGUUUUCACCUGAGAGAGCCUUUCUUCUACACCACCUGGGGGGAAGAGAGAGAAGAAAGAAUUGGUUUUGGGGAAAAACAAUCCAUUCCCUUAGUGGUGUGGUUAAGGAUAACCUGGCAUCACACUCACAUUCUCCUGGUGCACCUGGCUGCUUGUGCCAGCCUGCAUGCGAAUGUUAACCCAGAAGACUCCUUUAGAUGUCGCUGGACUCGUUACUAUGAAAAGUAUUUCACUUUCAAACUCCCACGUUUCAACAACAGAGCAAUUCAGUACAAAGUCCUUUACUUACUUAUAGACAGGACAGCAGCCUUCAGUCACGCCAGGGCAAGCAUGCCAAACUCGGGCCCGCAGGCCGCAUGUGGCCCACAGGGAAUAUUUUUGCGGCCCAGCUAAUAUAAUGUUUUCCUGGAACCUGGGCUCCCCAGACGCAGCGCUGGAGCAGAUGGAUAAUGGAGACUGGGGCUAUAUGAUGACUGACCCAGUCACGUUAAAUGUAGGUGGACACUUGUACACAACGUCUCUCACCACAUUGACCCGAUACCCGGAUUCCAUGCUUGGAGCUAUGUUUGGGGGGGACUUCCCCACAGCUCGAGACCCUCAAGGCAAUUACUUCAUUGAUCGAGAUGGACCUCUUUUCAGAUAUGUCCUCAACUUCUUAAGAACUUCAGAGUUGACCUUACCCCUGGAUUUUAAGGAGUUCGAUCUGCUUCGAAAAGAAGCAGACUUUUAUCAGAUUGAGCCCUUGAUUCAGUGUCUCAAUGACCCUAAGCCUUUGUAUCCUAUGGAUACUUUUGAAGAAGUGGUGGAAUUAUCUAGCACUCGGAAGCUUUCUAAGUACUCCAAUCCAGUAGCUGUCAUCAUCACCCAGCUAACCAUCACCACCAAGGUCCAUUCCCUCUUAGAAGGCAUCUCAAACUAUUUUACCAAGUGGAAUAAGCACAUGAUGGACACCAGAGACUGCCAGGUCUCCUUCACCUUUGGACCCUGUGAUUAUCACCAGGAGGUGUCUCUCCGGGUCCACCUGAUGGAAUACAUCACAAAACAAGGCUUCACGAUCCGCAACACCCGGGUGCAUCACAUGAGUGAGCGGGCCAAUGAGAACACAGUGGAGCACAACUGGACUUUCUGUAGGCUGGCCCGGAAGACAGACGAUUGAGCUCCAUCCCGGGGGAGUUCCUGGACACCGACUUUCCAGGAUAUGGAAGAGACUGGAGACUGAUUUUUUUUUUUUUUGUGGGAUUUAAAAAAAGUGUUUUUGGUAUUUAUUUGAAGGCAUUGAGGAGCAGAAGGAAGUUUUGUGCUUUAAUGGAUUCCUCUAUGUUCAUUCCCUUCACCCUGAGUAUGCAUGUGCCUGUUCAGAGCCUCCAGAUAACUUUUUUAUAAAAAGAAGUCUGAAAAUUAUUAUGGUAUAUAAACCCUUAACAGAGCUUUUUUUUAUUACAGUGCUAAAAUGAUUUCUGAUUAAAUGGUCCCUAACUCAACUAGAGGCUCAAAAAUAUAGGAAUGAAAGAAUAAACAAAGUGAGUACUCCUGAUGCUUUUGACAAAAAUCAAAACAUCAUGUAGGGUGACCUAGUUUCCACACCAAUAAGCAGUAUUGUAAUAUUAAAAGAAAACUGUUCCAAUCAUUUAAAAGUACUUGUUAAGUACUGCUUUUUACAGUUAUGACAACUGUUUCUUUCUAUGCAUAUAAAUCAAGCAACCAAAUAUCUGUAGCCAUGGAAAUGUCUGACUAGAAAUAUUUAUAUUGGAUUCUGAAUACAAAAUGUCCCUGUGGUAGAAAUCUUACUUCUUAUGCCUGGUGCAGUAUAAUUCCCAAGUGUACUGUCUACCAGAAAAAAAUGAAUAAAAAAUGAAGUAGAAAAA